AUGGCGCCUGUUCGUCGGCCGCACGGCGACCCUGUUCCUGUGUACGAGGACGGAAGUGACAACUUCACUCUAGAGGUGAUUCACGGGGGUGAUUUUGUUGGUUCUGGAUGCAACAGGGCAUAUGUACAUGGCACAAAGGUUUGCUUUGAUGAUUGUGAUUGUGAUAGUUGGUCUGCUCUGUGGCUUGAAGAUCUAAUUGAGGAUUUAGGUUAUGAGACAGCAGGAAGGAUAGAUGUGUACUGGUUGUUACCAGGAAUGCAAAUAGAUGCUUUGAGCAUGGUGUCGAAGGUGAAAGAAGGGCGUUCAACUAUUGUUCAGGAGGCAGGAAUCAGAUAUUUUGAUGAUUUAUAUGGCGUGCGAGCUACAGUAAAUGUUUAUGAGCCAAAGGUGAAAAAAGAUAGCAAGGAUCUUAGCCAAACAGGGAUUCAAAUUAAUAAUGGGCCAAAGGAUCAAAUAGAUAGUAUAGUUGUUUGUUAUUCAGUAGCUCCAGGCCACGGUGGUGACAGAUUUUCUAGGUUUCACGUUGUUUGGAAUGAUGGCGUACGAAACAUGUCCUGUGUGGAUCUCAAUUGUCCGGGUUUUAUACAAGUUAGCCACAAUGUUGGUCUUGGAGGGAGAGUACAACCUGUUUCGGUCUACAAUGGACCACAAUAUGUGAUAAACAUUUUUGUUUUCAAGGAUCCAAAGACAAAUAAUUGGUGGUUGGCGUAUGGUGAAGACAAAGCAGUAAUUGGAUAUUGGCCAAGUUCACUAUUCACUCGCCUUAAGGAUAAAGGUGAUUUUUCAUUUUGGGGCGGGAAUGUUUAUGGCCCAACUGCUUCAUUAGACUCUCCACAAAUGGGUAGCGGGCAUUUUCCCUCCGAAGGGUAUGGAAAAGCUGCUUUUAUGAAAAACAUCCAGAUUGUUGAUGGAAACAACAAGCUAGUUACUCCAAACAAAAACAAAGAUCUUAUUGGCACUAGUGAUAUAAGAAAAUAUUCUGUGUAUGGUUAUAAAGUUGAUAACCAUGGUAUGCAUAUCUAUUAUGGUGGACCGGGUAUUUUAGUAUAA
This is a messenger RNA of Lolium perenne, 1050 nucleotides long. RefSeq names its product protein neprosin-like. The record is from RefSeq and is a predicted model, not a curated record. Lineage: Eukaryota; Viridiplantae; Streptophyta; Magnoliopsida; Poales; Poaceae.